This is a messenger RNA of Colletotrichum karsti, 1038 nucleotides long. RefSeq lists its product as uncharacterized. The transcript has 3 exons. NCBI's taxonomy places the organism in Eukaryota, Fungi, Ascomycota, Sordariomycetes, Glomerellales, Glomerellaceae. The record is from RefSeq and is a predicted model, not a curated record. The coding region runs from base 1 to 1038 and encodes 345 amino acids.
AUGUCACUCGAACCGAAAGAUUUCCCUCAAAUGUGGCAAAAGCCGUCAAGUGAAGACUUACUCAACACGCUGAAGCAACUAGAACUCAGCCCGCCAGUAUGGAGCCACAAGACCAAGCGAUCGGUCAUCACCAACGAGCUGGAGUCCACGGUUUACUUUCGCCGCGAGGUCUCGAUGUACCUCUCCUCCAUCAUCAAGAGCGGUCUUUCGUGGAUUGAGGACGAGGAUGAGCAGGAGGCGGUUUGGUCGGAGGCCAGCAAACGGCUUACGGAGCGCUGUGGGCGUACAGCCAUGGGCGAGAUCACCCGGCGAUGGCCCUUGAGAGAAGACGCCCUUUCGCCGACGUUUGAGCUCAUCAUCCGCGAACCGCCCCUGACCGGCGACUCACUUGGUCUCAAAACCUGGGGCUCGUCAUAUGUUCUGGCGCAGCACUUGCCCAGUCUCGGCCCCACGUCGCUCUUCCGGCUCUUCGAUGAGUCACUCGGCCAGCCUCGCCCGUCUGUGUUGGAGCUGGGAUCCGGCACAGGGCUUCUUGGUCUGGCGGCGGCUGCCUUGUGGAAGGUCCACGUCAUUCUUAGCGACUUGCCUGAGAUUAUGGACAACUUGAGACACAAUGUUGAGGCUAACCGGGCCACGGUGGAGAAGCUCGGCGGAUCGCUGGACGCGGGGGCGUUGACUUGGGGAGGUUCAGGAGAAGAUGAGGUCGACCAAGACUUCUUCGACAAGAACCAUCAGUUCAAGGUGGUCCUGGCCGCCGACCCAAUGUACGAUGAUAACCACCCUGGCCUCUUGGUUGGCGCAUUCCACGAGCAGCUCUCCCUGGAAGAGGACGCCCGCGCUGUCGUAAUGGUCCCAUUGAGAGACGAGACGACGAAGAAGCUAUUGAAGACGUUCAGAGAAGUAAUGAGCCAACAAGGUCGCCCGCUUACCUGCAUCGAGGAAGGAACUCUUGACGGUCGUGACGACUGGGGCGAGGCCGAGGAGGGAAGCCCGGUGAGCUGCUGGUGGGGAGUUUUCGCCCGCAAACCGCAGGAAUGA